AUGGCACCCCCUUUCGAGUCUGCGAAGAUCACCCUCGAUUACCUCCCCUACGCCUGCGAGUUUGACCCCCAGGAUGCAACCCGCCUCCUCGUUGGCGGCGGCGGCGGCGCCAACAGAAGCGGCGUCGCCAACAAGAUUACAGUGAUCGACGCUUCGACCAAGGACGAGUUGCGCAUAAGCGGCGAGGCCGACCUCAGCCGCAACGAGGAUAGCGUCAUGACUCUGGCUGUCGGUCCCAAGAAGGGCCGGACGAGCUACGUCUACGCCGGCAUCAAUUCGAGCCCCGCCGACGUCGAGAAGGGCAAGAACGAGCACUUCCGGGUCUUCGGUGUUGAGCAGAGCAAAGUGCGCGGCUCCUCCGGCCCCACUGCGCCCGGCGUGGCUGUCGCUGAGCUUGCGCGCACCGCCCUCUUCGAACAUAACGAAAUCGAUAAAGACGCCUACCAGCGAGUCCUGCGGCUUUCUGCGCCAUAUGGCGAGAAGCCCCAGCUCGGCGCCGUGGCGACCGGCCUGGCUAAAGAGUCACAGAUUGCGUUGUUCGAGGUCUCGCCCGCGAGCGCUGCUGCACCCAAGGUCAGGGGAAGGCUGGACCUUACAAAGGAGCCUAUGGACAUCGACGUCGUCCAGACCGGGGAGGAUGAAUUUCAAGUUGCCUACUGCGACGAGCGCGAACUCUUCAUCAUCAAGGUUACAAAGUCUGAAGUCGACGGCCCUCAUCUCGCCUACACUAUCAGCGAGGACGGCACCGGUGCCUGGCCCACAUUCCGGUCGAUCCGUUUCCUCUCGCCAGGCUUCAUCUUGGCGGGCACUAACAUCCCCAAGCGGGCUGGCUCUCUCUUGUUGGGCAUCCGACUGCCCACCAAGGUGGGCGAGAUGGGACGGCUAUCGGCAUCGGCAAAGCUGCCUCGCUCGGUGAACCAAAUCACCACCAUCGCCGCGCGCAACCUGAGCCCGCCCUCGACCCCGGGCGGUAAGAUUGGUAAUGCGCAGUUUCUCGUCGCCGCGGUCGGCCAGGACCGGUCGAUAUCGCUCUUUACGCUCGAACAUAGGGCGCAUUCGAGCAUUGACCUGCUGGUCGACUUUGAUCUCCUCACGACCCUGAAGGAGGUUCACCCUCUGCAGAUUACCAACGUCGCCCUGUCCGUCUACGUUCCGCCCAAGACCACAGCGCGCCCCCAGUACGUCAAGCUGGCGAGCAUAUCGAUGAAGAACACCGUCGUCGUGCACUCGAUCCUCCUCAAAAAGUUCACCGACAGGGACGUCCCUAUCCGCAAGGGCGGCCCGCCCCGUCCGCAGCGGUAUGCCGUCGCCCUGCAGCCACGCAAGCUUACGAAAUCGCGGCUUUCGGUCGUGGCUUUCCUCGUCUUACUACUUGCCAUCCUCGUUCAGAUCACACUGGAAAUUAACGGUGCCGUGCCCCCGCGCAUCCUUCCCAGCCGCGGCGCCGUCGCCAACAUGCCCAACGACUUUAUCACGUCGCUCAUCGGCGACGCCCGCGACGUCGACCUCCAGGGUGCCUCAAUCGUCCUUCGUGAGGAACUCGUCAGCCCCACACACAUCGAAGAGGACCCCGUGCCGAAAUUCCAGGCCGCCAUUCACGACGAGAAGGAGCCCGGGCCCGCCGUCAGCUGGGAGAACCUCGCGCCGCAGCAGAAGAAGCUUUGGAAGGAGAAGCUGUCCAAGGCCGGAUACUGGACGCAGAACAUGGGCGAGAGCGUCUUUAAGGGCGUUCUCUUUGGGGAAAUCGCCGGCGCUGUUGGCCGCGCAGUGGGCGGUUAG
Colletotrichum graminicola M1.001 is the source of this 1779-nucleotide messenger RNA. RefSeq lists its product as uncharacterized. The coding region runs from base 1 to 1779 and encodes 592 amino acids. Gene Ontology annotation, molecular function: GTPase activator activity; guanyl-nucleotide exchange factor activity; protein binding. NCBI's taxonomy places the organism in Eukaryota, Fungi, Ascomycota, Sordariomycetes, Glomerellales, Glomerellaceae. Gene Ontology annotation, biological process: protein secretion. Gene Ontology annotation, cellular component: endoplasmic reticulum membrane. The transcript is spliced from 2 exons. The record is from RefSeq and is a predicted model, not a curated record.